This is a messenger RNA of Clunio marinus, 1572 nucleotides long. Lineage: Eukaryota; Metazoa; Arthropoda; Insecta; Diptera; Chironomidae. The record is from the annotation of a GenBank genome assembly.
AUGUUGGAGAAGUAUAAAUGGGGAAACGAAAAAAAAGACGCUCGAUGCAAUCGUGAAAAACCUCCAUGCAAAUAUUAUCAUCCACCACAGCACCUGAAGGAUCAACUGUUGAUAAAUGGACGCAAUCAUUUGGCAUUGAAGAAUGCUCUUAUGCAACAAAUGGGAAUGCCACCAAAUGGGCAACCAAUUAUUACAAAUCAGAUGCAGCCAAUGGCUCCAAAUGCUUACAUAGCUGGUGUACCUGCUAGUAAUCAUUACAAUCCAUAUUUUGCUCCAGGACAAUUAGUACCUACAAUAUUAGGGCCCGAUCCAUCAACAGUGUCACAAGCAUCAGUCUCACCACAAAUGACGCAAUGUGUUCCACAACCUGUACCCAUGCCCCAACAACAGAAACAUCCCCAACAUUCCGACCGGAUUGAGACUUAUCCUGGUAUGGUGCCGUACAAAAGGCCCGCAGGAGACAAAUCUAGCAUUCCAAUUUAUCAACCGAACACUACCAAUUAUCAGCAGAUCAUGCAUAUGCAGCAGCCAUUCGUACCCGUCUCAUGUGAGUAUCCCGCAAGUGUAAAAACAAGCGAGCUUUGCUUCUAUCAAUUUGCGCACAAAACUGUCAUUAGUCUCAUCUCCAGAUCAUAAAUAAUUCUGCUUUAUUUUCUUCUCCGCCCCCUCAUCGGGAAAACUCACUCUUCCUAUAGAUAUCUUUAAACUUCCAACUGCACCGCUCGGGAAAGAGAUGAAUAUUUCAUCAUGAACUUUCGAAAAUGAAAACCCAUAACCCCGACGUGAAUUAUAGUCGGGAUGAAAAUUUUAUUCAGUUUUUUUACUUAUCAUGGAUCUUCUGUUAUUUUUGGAGUAAGGAGCAAGUGAAGAUGGUGAACAACGAGAAGGGAUUUCAAAUCGCAAUGGAUGGAAAGUUUCUUCUCAAUUUUUUUACUCGUUAAACGAAAAAAAAGGAAAAAAAAAACACCAACGGAAUGGAAUUUUUAUUCGCUAGAAAUGCGAUUAUAGUUUAUAUACACAUGUACUACCUACCUAGGUUGAACAGAAGGUGACAGUUUGACACCGGAGACAUUUUAUGUACAAUCAUAAUGUUUGAAUAAAAGUUUAUUGUUCGCUGAAAUCAACAUCAAUUUUCUAUGAUAGAAAAAUAAAAUAAAUUUACUUAGUUUGUUAAGUAUCUAAGAUUUUCAACUCAAAUUGAAUAUCUAUCAAGAUAUCAAAAUAAAGAAGAGAUGACAAAAGUUUAAAUUACUUUUGCUGCAAACAAAUAUGUAUUUAUCACUACAGUUGUUGAUUAGGUUGCACAAAAUUAUAUGAAAGAAGAAAAGAAAAUAUAAAAAAUUUCUGAAACUUAAUCAACUGAGACACUUAUCGAAGGAAAUUGAAGUCGUUUUCAGACAUUUCCUAUUUAUAUUAUUUUUCAAUGAUUAAUUUUAAUAGAAAGUCCUGGUUGAUGACUUUACAAUCAUGUCAACCUAAUUUAUACACACACUCUCACAUACAAACACAUAUAACUAAAAUAUCAACGAGUUUCACUUUAAGAUGAUAUUAAAUAAUGAAAUAUCUUAUAAG